Fonsecaea nubica is the source of this 642-nucleotide messenger RNA. RefSeq lists its product as hypothetical. The record is from RefSeq and is a predicted model, not a curated record. Lineage: Eukaryota; Fungi; Ascomycota; Eurotiomycetes; Chaetothyriales; Herpotrichiellaceae. The transcript is spliced from 2 exons. The coding region runs from base 1 to 642 and encodes 213 amino acids.
AUGAGCACGGCGCGGCUUCGGAAAACAUUCAAGUAUCCCUCCGAAGAUGAUGCAGACAUGUCUCACGAAGAGAUGGACGAAGAAGAACAAGAACACCUCCUCCAGAACCUGCAGGCCUCCGAGACCUCGACCAAUGCCAUCUACACCGUCAUGUUCACGGCCCUGCCGCUCGUCGUCACCCUCCCGUUCAUGAUGUACCUCACCAUGUCGACCUCGCGAGCCAUGGCGUUUCUGUGCCUGUUGAGCAUCACCUCGCUCGCCUCCAGCGCCUACAUCAUGUACAUGGUCCCGACGUCGACGCCGCUGGGAUCCCUCUCGGCCUCGUCACGCUCAUCCCCGACCGCCACGCGACAGAGACACGUGCACGGCACCGGGAUCCCCCAGACGGGCUUCCUCCUCUCGGCCGCCGACAGCCCCAUCAACCAGUACCUGCCCUACCUCAACGCCUUCAUCGACGUGCUCCUGUUCAUCGCGUCCAUGGGCUACCGCUCCCGGAGUGACGUGCCGGAAGGUCUGUGGCUGUUUUUGUUGCUCCCCGGCCUCAUCUUUGGAAUGGUCUUUCUCACGAGGAAGAGUAUGUCCGAGGUUAAUGCGGGAUUGGCCGAGUUGGAGGGCCUGAGGUACGACUAUAGGGGUGCCUGA